Messenger RNA from Paramecium sonneborni, 214 nucleotides. NCBI's taxonomy places the organism in Eukaryota, Ciliophora, Oligohymenophorea, Peniculida, Parameciidae. The record is from the annotation of a GenBank genome assembly.
AUGGUAUUGAUAUACAUCUAUAGAUUUAGGGAGCCCAUAAAUCAUUAAGAAUGAAGAAAAGAUUAAUUAAGGCUAACAAAUAAAAUAGACCUUUACCAAAUUGGUUUAGAUACAGAACAGAUAACACAAUUAGGUAUUUGCAAUAAUAAUAAAAAAUUAAAGGUAUAAUUCAAAGAGAAGACAUUGGAGAAGAACUAAGCUUAACAUAAAUUGA